CUAUUAAACAGUGUCAUAUUUAUUAUUAUACCCCUCACAUUCAGGUCGUUUCUAUUAUUACGAUAAUUCAUUGUUGGAGGAUCAAUCAAAACAUCAGCUUCGGGAGAUCUCUUCUGGGAAUCGAGGAUCUGUUGAGUUACGGAUAAUCAUGAUACAUUUUGUGCUUCUAGUUAGUCGACAAGGAAAAGUAAGGCUAACCAAGUGGUAUUCGCCUUACACACAGAAGGAAAGGUCUAAGGUCAUACGCGAACUCAGCGGUGUAAUCCUUAACAGAGGUCCCAAGCUCUGUAAUUUCAUCGAAUGGAGAGGAUACAAGGUUGUCUACAAAAGGUAUGCAAGCCUGUACUUCUGCAUGUGCAUUGAUGAGGCGGAUAACGAGCUAGAGGUGCUGGAGAUCAUUCAUCACUAUGUCGAGAUUCUUGACCGUUACUUUGGCAGUGUGUGUGAACUCGAUUUGAUUUUUAACUUCCACAAGGCGUAUUAUAUACUGGAUGAGCUGUUGAUCGCCGGUGAACUUCAAGAGUCGAGCAAGAAAACAGUGGCGAGGAUAAUAUCAGCUCAGGAUCAAUUGGUGGAGGCUGCUAAAGAGGAGGCUAGUUCCAUAAGUAACAUCAUUGCUCAGGCUACCAAGUAGUUUCUUUCUGAUUUGUUGUUAAAAAGCAUUCGUUAAUGGUUUAAUAUUUCCUUAUUUUCUGAGAAAUUCUAUUCUAAAUCACACUUUUCUUUUCCAUGUUAUGUCAUGUGUUUUGUCUGUUUGAUAAGAAGAAAGAAACAUUUAUUGA
Raphanus sativus (radish) is the source of this 782-nucleotide messenger RNA. Its product is annotated as AP-1 complex subunit sigma-1. NCBI's taxonomy places the organism in Eukaryota, Viridiplantae, Streptophyta, Magnoliopsida, Brassicales, Brassicaceae. The coding region runs from base 149 to 634 and encodes 161 amino acids. The record is from RefSeq and is a predicted model, not a curated record. Gene Ontology annotation, cellular component: intracellular membrane-bounded organelle; membrane coat; AP-1 adaptor complex. Gene Ontology annotation, biological process: vesicle-mediated transport; intracellular protein transport. Gene Ontology annotation, molecular function: clathrin-cargo adaptor activity. The transcript is spliced from 7 exons.